GUUUUUUCCUGUUUCCAUUUAACCACAAUACUUAGCGCGGGUAGCUAACUUCCUGCUGAUAUCAAAGAAGCUACGUAUCAAAGAAGAAAUUAAGCUACGUAUCAAAAGUUCGAGAUGAUGGAUUUGGAUGGACUUGAUAAGAAUGUGCAGUUCGGCUCAUAUUUUAAACAUACAGAAACUAGCCUGACGAAGGAUAUAGUGUUUCUUAAUCAUGGGUCUUAUGGUACUGUUCCAAAACGUGUUGCAGCUGCUCAAACAAGGUACCGCGAGGAGAUGGAAAGGAACCCAGACCUGUGGUUCCGACAGGCGUCCCUAGACCACUGGCUGAAGGCAGUGAGUGUGCUGGCAGACUUCUUCCACUGUCACUCGCAGGACCUUGUGCUUGUUCCCAAUGCUAGUACAGGUAUCAACAGUGUGUUAAUGUCAUGCAAACUGAAGACUGGUGAGGCUAUUCUUAUUACUCGACUGACAUACGGCUCGAUCCAAAAAGCAACAAGCCAUGUAACAAAGAGGUUUGAAGGAACAGAGGCAGUUUUCCUGGAUAUAACAUUUCCUAUCAGCAGUGCCCAGCAGAUUGUGGAUCUGUAUGAAGAAUGUUUCAAGUCUCACCCUAACAUCAAGCUAGCUGUCAUAGAUUACAUCACAAGUCCUUCCAGUGUGGUGAUGCCUGUAAAGGAGCUGAUAACUCUGUGUCACCACUACAGUGUUCUGUCUGUCAUUGAUGGGGCACACACACCCGGUCAUAUCCCUCUUCACCUCAAUGACCUGGACGCAGACUUCUUUACGGGAAAUCUUCACAAAUGGUUGUAUGCACCGCGUGGUUGUGCCAUUCUGUGGGUAAAGCGAGACCACCAUGACUGGAUAUAUCCCGUGGUCACAUCAUGGGGUUACGAGUUUCCAUUACAAAUCCGCUUCUUUAAGCAGGGGACCCGGGACCACACGGCCGAGAUCUGUGGAAUGCAUGCUGUACAGUUCUACCAGGCUAUAGGAGGCAUGGAUCGUAUUCUGAAGUACACCACUGGGCUGAUUAAUGAAGCACAAGAAUACCUGGUCAAACUACUCAACACAGAAUCGUUACCAAUUCCAAAAAGCAUGGAGGUUCCUAACAUGAGAUGCAUAUUGUUAUCAGGAAUAUGUGGAUUUCCACAGUCUGUUGUCUUUGAUGAAUCUGAAAAAUUGAUCCUUGACAUAAUGAACAAGAGCAAUAUUGUGUGCGCAUUCAUCUGCAUUGAAGAGAAGCUUUUCUUGCGAAUCAGUGCCAAUGUCUACAACACGAUGGAUGACUACAGGCGACUGGGCGAGGUGUUGCUCCAUUACCACACAGCGUGAUCAGUUAGUGCGGUAGAUGCCAGACUUAGUCUUAACAUCAGCAUUGGUGGCACUUGUACAAACGAGGACAGAACAUGAUACAGUCUAUUUACUAAACAAAAAUAAAAUUAGCUUAGGGGUGAAACUGUGAUUUAGUGUAAAUUGUAACAGAAUUCCUGUUUUUUACUGUGAAACUACAUUGUAUUAUACUCAAACUGGAGGAUUGAAAAACAAAAAAGAAGAUUUAUCUAACUGUUUUGGUAGUUUUAAUAAAGAGCCAUUUCUCAAACGUGACACAAAAACCAACCUGAUGGCCAUUCUGAGUUAACUUGAGUGUCUGGUUUUUACAUAUACAGUGGACUCUGUCUAAACCGGACUCACUUUGUACCGUCGAAAUAGUCCGCUUUACACAGAGGACCGGUUUAUCCAAGGUUAUGGUUCUUGAAUGAUCGACAACUCUCAAUCACCAAUGACAUUUGAACCCAUGGAUGGUUGGGAAUCGAUUAUUUCACAGACAUAAAAAAUAUACUUCAAGGAACAUUCCUGAGUUUGCUGGA
Messenger RNA from Gigantopelta aegis, 1865 nucleotides. RefSeq names its product probable L-cysteine desulfhydrase, chloroplastic. Lineage: Eukaryota; Metazoa; Mollusca; Gastropoda; Neomphalida; Peltospiridae. The transcript has 9 exons. The coding region runs from base 115 to 1329 and encodes 404 amino acids. The record is from RefSeq and is a predicted model, not a curated record.